UCUCCUCGUCUCCUCAUUACCGUGUGAAGCACCGUGAAGUAAUGAAAAAGCAAAAAAGGUGUCGACGGUAUCAGCUGUAUUAGGGGCAGAAGCCUAACCUAAAACAUUCUUAGACAAUUACCAAUAAGUUUUCUUGAAUAAAAACUAAAAAAUUAAUAUCCAAAAAUGACACUGUAUCAUUUCGGCAAUUGCGUGGCUUUAGUUUAUGUGCCGUAUUAUUUGACUUACAAAUAUUCAGGAUUAUCUGAGUAUGGAGCUUUUUGGAAAUGUAUCCAGGCUGGAGGAAUCUACAUAUUUACACAGCUGAUCAAAAUGCUGGCAUUGGCAACAUUUUUUCCUACAGCUGAAAUUACUGGACCGGAAGAUUUUAACAUUCUUGGAGAGUUCCUGAAAUAUUCCAUAGACUUGGCAGACUUGGUUGGAAUGCUGUUAGUAUUGAAGGGAAUUCCGGGUAAAGGACAUGCCAAAGUUUUGACAGCUGGAAUUGGUUGGGCUGGAGCCGAAGUACUACUUACAAAAUUUCUGCUCCUUUGGGUCGGUGCGAGAGGAGCUGAAUUUGACUGGAAAUAUAUCCAGAAAAGUCUUGAGUCUAAUAUCAGUUUGGUACAACACAUCACAACCGCAACUCUUGUGUGGCUGUGGUCACGACACGAUUUACGUCGAGGUCUGAUACCCGUAGUAGUUAGUACUCUAGUGCUAACGAUUUACAGACCUUUGUUGUUGGAAUUCGUCACAAAACUUUUGUUGGCUGGGCCUGGCUCAACACUUCUCAUCAAAGCAGUGACAACUCUUUUCAUGGGGUUCAUAACUCUCCAUAUUUACUCUGGACUUGCACAUUCUAUUGGUAUUUUUUAAGAUGUUAUAAUAAAGUUGAAUGAUUUCCAAUAUAA
This is a messenger RNA of Venturia canescens, 890 nucleotides long. Its product is annotated as transmembrane protein 147. NCBI's taxonomy places the organism in Eukaryota, Metazoa, Arthropoda, Insecta, Hymenoptera, Ichneumonidae. The record is from RefSeq and is a predicted model, not a curated record. The transcript is spliced from 4 exons. Bases 166 to 855 code for a protein of 229 amino acids.